AUGCCUUCUCUCAGCGAGAUUGUCAACAACCACAAGCCGGACCUCAACGCCUACAAGGAACUGUAUAAAUGGUUCCACACGCACCCGGAGCUCUCCUUCUGCGAGGCAGAAACCGCUGCAGCCAUCGCCAAGCAUCUUGAGACCUUGAACGCUUUUGAGAUCCACCGCCACAUUGGCGGACACGGGCUCGCAGCCGUGUUGAAGAACGGCGCAGGCAAGACGCUGCUCCUGCGUGCUGACAUCGACGCGCUGCCCGUGCAAGAGCAGACGGGGCUUGGGUACGCGAGCACGAAGCGCAUGAAGGACGUCGAGGGCGUGGAGAAGCCGGUUAUGCAUGCGUGCGGUCACGACAUGCACAUCACGGCGCUGCUGGCUGCUGCGGAGACGCUGGUGCGAGCCAGAGAUGCGUGGAGCGGUACGCUGAUUCUCGUGUUCCAGCCUGCGGAGGAGAAGGGCAAGGGCGCGCAGGCCAUGGUCGACGAUGGCCUGUACAGCAAGGUCCCCAUCCCGGACGUGGUGGUAGGCGCGCACGUCAUGCCUGAGAAAGCAGGCGUUAUUGGGACAAAGCAGGGACUCAUAGCCAGCUCGGCCGACUCGUAUCUCCUCAAGAUCAAAGGCCGCCAAACCCACGCCUCGACCCCUCACCGCGGCAACGACCCCAUCGUGCAAGCCGCAGCCACCAUCCUCCGUCUGCAGACCAUCGUGGCGCGAGAAGUCGACCCGCUAGACUUCGCCGUCGUGACCGUCGCCGCGAUGCACGCCGGCGACGCGGAGAACAUCAUCCCAGACACAGCCGAGCUCAAACUCGACAUCCGCGCCGCAAACCCGACGACACGCGCCCGCGUCCUCGCGAGCGUGCGCAGCAUCGUCGACGCAGAGGCCCUGGCGUCCAGCAACCCGCUCGUGCCGGAGAUGACGCAGAUUCGCAAUUUCCCCUUGCUGUUCAACGACGCGACGGUCACGUCGACGCUGGAGUCGGCGUUCGCGGCGCACUUUGAAAACAGCGAGUACGCGGCGUACACGCCUGACAUUGCGCGGCUGCAGGGCAGCGAGGAUUUCGGCGUCCUGGCUACGGCUGUGGGGCGGCCGAGUUGUUUUUUCCUGUACGGCGGCACGGAUCCGGAGCUGUAUGAGCGGUUGGAGAAGGGGGAGAAGAUGGGCGAGCUGCCCGGGAACCACAGUCCGUUUUUCGCGCCCGUCGUGCAGCCUACGCUGGCCGUUGGGGUCGAGGGAUAUGCAGUGUCUGCGCUGGCGUUUCUGGGCAAGGCGUGA
Molecule: messenger RNA, 1272 nt
Organism: Ascochyta rabiei
Lineage: Eukaryota; Fungi; Ascomycota; Dothideomycetes; Pleosporales; Didymellaceae
Exons: 3
Coding region: 1-1272 (423 amino acids)
Molecular function (GO): hydrolase activity
Source: RefSeq, a predicted model, not a curated record